UCUGAUUCCUGCAGCAGUGUGUGUGUGUGUGUGUGUGCAGCUGAGAGGGCUGGACCUGGACCUGCUUCUCCUGCUGGCUACCAAACCCCCCUUUAAACAGAUUUACUCCAUUAGCACUACCCGAUCCAUUUUGAAGGAAAGUUGCCUUUAAAGCAGCGCCUGCAAAUACAGACAAGAAUGGAUCCAACCGGAGGGAUAUGUGCAGCCAUACAGGCCAACAGGCUGCGGGCAGAAGGCAUGGGCUCCAAGGAGCAGGCCGUGCCCUUCUCCAACCAGGACUACGAGGCCCUGAAGCAGGAAUGUGUGGAGUCCGGCUGCCUGUUUGAAGACCCCUGCUUCCCCGCCGAGCCUCCGUCCCUGGGCUUCAAGGAGCUCGCCCCCCAUUCCUCCAAAACUAUGGAUGUGGAGUGGACGAGGCCCACGGAAAUGACAGAUGACCCUCAGUUCAUUGUGGGCGGCGCCACCAGAACGGACAUCUGUCAGGGAGCGCUGGGUGACUGCUGGCUCUUAGCAGCCAUCGGCUCUCUCACCCUGAACGAGAGGCUCCUUCAUCGGGUGGUCCCACACGGGCAGUCCUUCCAAGACGACUACGCUGGAAUCUUCCACUUUCAGUUCUGGCAGUUCGGCGAAUGGGUGGACGUCGUGAUAGAUGACAGGCUGCCUGUCAAAGACGGCGAGCUCAUGUUUGUCCAUUCUGCUGAGGGCAAUGAGUUCUGGAGUGCACUCCUGGAGAAGGCAUACGCCAAGCUCAAUGGCUCCUAUGAGGCUCUGUCUGGAGGAAGCACCACCGAAGGCUUCGAGGACUUCACGGGCGGCGUGUCUGAGAUGUACGAGCUCCGCAGUGCCCCCAAAGAUCUGCACUGGAUAAUAAGCAAAGCCCUGGAUAGAGGCUCUCUGCUGGGCUGUUCCAUCGAUAUCACAAGUGCCUUCGACAUGGAGGCUGUUACAUUCAAGAAGCUUGUGAAGGGCCACGCCUACUCCGUCACUGGACUGAAGGAGGUUGAUUUCCGCGGCAACAUGGAGCGCCUAAUCCGAAUACGCAACCCAUGGGGUCAGGUGGAGUGGACUGGUGCCUGGAGUGACAAUUCUUCUGAAUGGGAUGAGGUUGACCCUUCUGAACGAGAAGACCUGCAUCUGAAGAUGGAAGACGGGGAGUUUUGGAUGACCUUCAGUGAAUUCAAGAGGCAGUUUAAUCGGCUAGAGAUCUGUAACUUGACCGCGGACGCUCUGAGCGAGGAUAGCCUCGGCCACUGGAACACCACGAACUUCUACGGCACCUGGAGGAGAGGCAGCACCGCUGGAGGCUGCAGGAACAAUCCCAACACGUUUUGGAUCAACCCUCAGUACAAGAUCACGCUGCUGGAGGAGGACGAUGACCCAGAGGACAAUGAGGUGGCAUGCAGUUUUUUAGUUGCUCUCAUGCAGAAGGACCGCCGCAGAUAUCGGCGCCAUGGUCAGGACAUGCACACCAUUGGCUUUGCUCUUUAUGAGAUUCCAGAAGAGUACAGAGGCUGCCAGAAUGUCCACUUGAAGAAAAACUUCUUUUUGAACCACUCAUCGUGCGCUCGCUCGGAGACCUUCAUCAACCUGCGGGAGGUGAGCACGCGUCUCCGUCUGCCCCCCGGAGAGUACCUCAUCGUCCCCUCCACCUUCGAGCCCAGUAAGGAGGCUGACUUUGUCCUCCGAGUCUUCACUGAGAAACAAUCAGAAACAGAAGAACUGGAUGAUGAAAUCUCUGCCGAUUUAGGAGAGGACGAUGAAGUAACUGAAGACGACAUUGAUGACUCCUUUAAGUCCAUGUUCGCCCAGCUAGCAGGAGAGGACAUGGAGAUCUCCAUUCACGAGCUUAGGACCAUUCUAAACAGAGUCGUCUCCCGGCACAAAGAUCUGAAGACUGACGGCUUCAGUGUGGAGUCAUGCAGGACCAUGGUCAACCUGAUGGACAAGGAUGGUAGUGCCCGUUUAGGACUGGUGGAGUUUCAGAUCCUCUGGAACAAGAUCCGAAAGUGGCUGGUCAUUUUUAGAGAUUUUGACCUCGACAAAUCAGGGGCCAUGAGCUCAUAUGAGAUGCGUAUUGCUGUUGAGGCGGCAGGUUUUAAACUGAAUAACAGACUGAACCAGGUUCUGGUAGCCCGGUAUGCAGAAGACGAGAUGGUUGACUUUGACAACUUCAUCUGCUGCUUGGUCAAGCUUGAAGCCAUGUUUAGGUCUUUCCAGCAGUUCGACAAGGAGGGAUCAGGAGAGGCUGAGAUGAACGUCACAGAGUGGCUUUACCUCACGAUGUGUGGUUGAAGAGGGACGUCUUCACCGGAGGAGGGUAUAGAGCAAAGGCACAGCGCCUGAAAAUUGCCAUAAAGACCCCUCAGCCUUAGCGACCUGUUGAUCCUUUAACACAUCCCACCUCAGCGCACAUAUAGUAAAAUAGCUGUAUAACGGGAACCAAAGUCCAAUCAAGCCAAGUGUCUCCCGGCUGGAUUUUUAGAAACUAUGCAAACCUACAGUAUGAAGCAGUCACUGUGCAACAUAGAUGUGUCAUCUCUAUAAAAACAGCAUGAGUCUGUGCAUGACAAAAAUCACUAGCUGUAAUGUGCGUUGUUGCAAGUUGAUUUUGGAUUUUAUUUUUGCUGUCUGUAUGAAUGUCAGCUGAAUUACUAACAAUAAUUUCACUGGUCUCAUGGUCUCAUUAUUUCAAAAUCUCACUAAAAGCUGUUUUGCUGAGGAACACAAAACAUAGAAGAAGAAAUCUGAAGAAGUCUGUUACUGUAAUUCUUUAAAAUGUGAAGUCUUAUAGUUUCUCUUGAUUAAUCAUUCUGCACUCAUGUUUCCAUUUUGUCCUGAUUUUACAGAAGAGUUUUUAACAGGAAAUAAUUACCUCAGUGUUGAUUUGUAGUUUCAUUCUUACACUGGUAGAUGGCAGUACAAACCUGAUGUAAUGUCAAUGUUUUUUGUUUUGGCAUUUGAUACUAAAAUUUAAGAUAGAUGUUUAUAUAUUACACAUUUUUUUCUUUGGUUGAAGUCAAACAGCUGACCUUUAUUUAGUUUUACUUGUUUUUAUUUUGCACUGAUAUUUUAGUUUAUGGCAGCUGCUACUGAAGUUGCCUGACAUUAGUGAGAAAUACUGUAUUUCAGUCCACUCAAGGGACAUCUACAGGGAUCACAUGAUACUAAAACGCCUUAUACAUGACACAUGAUGUUAUAAACAGCUAUUAAAAUAUGCCAGUCAUGUGUUUUGUGUUGUGAAUGUAUGUUGUGCCUUCAAUAAAUAUUUCCCCUCAUGGUU
This is a messenger RNA of Sebastes umbrosus (honeycomb rockfish), 3280 nucleotides long. Its product is annotated as calpain-1 catalytic subunit-like. Gene Ontology annotation, biological process: proteolysis. Lineage: Eukaryota; Metazoa; Chordata; Actinopteri; Perciformes; Sebastidae. Gene Ontology annotation, cellular component: cytoplasm. The record is from RefSeq and is a predicted model, not a curated record. The transcript has 23 exons. Bases 178 to 2292 code for a protein of 704 amino acids. Gene Ontology annotation, molecular function: calcium-dependent cysteine-type endopeptidase activity; calcium ion binding.